This is a messenger RNA of Telopea speciosissima, 3096 nucleotides long. RefSeq lists its product as uncharacterized. Gene Ontology annotation, molecular function: nucleic acid binding; RNA-DNA hybrid ribonuclease activity. NCBI's taxonomy places the organism in Eukaryota, Viridiplantae, Streptophyta, Magnoliopsida, Proteales, Proteaceae. The coding region runs from base 1 to 3096 and encodes 1031 amino acids. The record is from RefSeq and is a predicted model, not a curated record. The transcript is spliced from 8 exons.
AUGUUGAAGAAGCCUGAUGGAACUAUUCUCACUGAAAACAUCCAGAUCAGUAGUUUUGUUACAGAUUUUUAUGAAGAGUUUCAUAAGCGAGGUCCCUCUGUUGCGUGCCUUGGGGUUUUAUCGGCCAUCCCCCCUGUGAUUUCAGAAGAAGACAAUAUUUUCCUUACUGCUAUCCCUAGCAGGGAGGAGAUAAAGGCUGUAGUUUUUUAUUUGGAUCCUGAUAGUGCCCCUGGGCCUAAUGGUUUCCCUAGGGCUUUUUUCAAACAUUGUUGGAAGAUCAUCGAGAGAGAUGUGUGUAGGGCUAUUAUGAGUUUUUUUCGUGAGGGCAUUAUCACGAAGGGAGUAAAUAAUAAUUUCAUCACCUUAAUCCCUAAAGUGGAUGAACCUGUUACCCUAGACAAGUUUCGUCCUAUCUGCCUGGGGAAUUUUCUGUAUAAGUUGAUCCCAAAAAUUUUAGCCACCAGAUUAUCGGGGUUCCUGCCUAAGCUGAUUUCUGACGAGCAAGGGGCGUUCCAGAAGGGGAAGGUGAUUUUUUCCAAUAUUUGUGCGGCGUCUGAGCUAAAAAAUAUGAUGCAUGUAAAGUCUUACGGAGGAGGGAUGGGUCUCAAACUGGACAUCCAAAAAGCUUAUGACACAAUGGAGUGGGAAUUUAUGUUUGAUGUUAUGAGAAAGUUUGGGUUUUGUGUCUCAUGGGUAAAUAUGAUCCAUCAGCUCCUUUCUUCGGCCAAGCUCUCAAUUUUGUUGAAUGGAGGGCCGGUGGGUUUCUUUGGGGUUGAGAGGGGACUUAGGCAAGGAGAUCCGUUGGCACCUCUGCUAUUUAUUAUAGCGGAAGAAGCAUUAUGCAGGGGAUUCACAAAGUUAAAGGAAGAAAGGAAAAUUUCCCCACUCCCAGGUCCACGAGGGGUAGUGGUUCCCACCCACUUACUAUUUGCUGAUGAUGUUUUCCUGUUUGUUAAAGCAGGUACCCGCUCUGUUCGAAGCCUAAAGAAAUUUUUGGAAGAAUAUCAUGAGUACUCGGGGCAGUGUAUAAACAUUCAUAAGAGCAAAAUGUUCUUGUGCAAUGUAAGUGCUAUUAGGAGGGGGAAGAUUAAGGACAUUGUUGGUUUUCCGAAGAGCAGUUUCCCUACCAGAUAUCUAGGGAUUGAAAUUUUUAAAGGAAGGGUCAAGAAGGACGCUAUCUCGACGUUGAUGGAUAAAUUCAAAGCUAGAUUGGCGGGAUGGAAAGGAAAACUUAUUUCUAUGGCAGGGAGAGUCCAACUAGUCAAGUCUGUGCCGUCUAGCAUGCCAAUCCAUACCUUCUCAGUCUAUUGGUGGCCUACUUCUUUAAUUACUUUAAUGGAAAGAUGGAUGAGGAAUUUUAUUUGGUGCGGAGACUCAGAUGUUUCUAAAGGAAUUACAGUGAGAUGGGAGUGGGUAUGCAAGCCUUAUGAAGAAGGUGGCCUGGGAAUCAAGAAAUUAAGGGAGGUUAAUAAGGCUCUGCUUUGUAAGCUCUGUUGGGCCAUUAAGGUUGAGCAGUCCCUUAUUAGUAAUUUCCUUCGAGCAAGAUUUACUUCUAAGGAACAUCCUGAGCUACAGGGGUGGGAGAAUUGGUUAAAAGCCUUUCACUCACCACUGGCUAGUUUCAUCUCAAAUUCAAAGUGGAAUUUCCUAGUGGUAGACUCCCCGGUGCUCCAACAGAUCAUAAACCUAGCCUCUUCCAUUCCGUUUCCUACAAUCUUGGAGGAGGACACAAGAGUCUGGACCUUAACAAAGCAAGGGGAUUUCACUGUCAAAUUAACGUGGGAAGGUCUUAGAAGAUCUGAAAACCAGAUUGCUUGGCAUGAAGUGGUAUGGGCUUCUUACCUACAACCCCGACAUUCAAUGCUUGGUUGGCGGCUGAUGCAGCAAAAGCUGCCAACUGAUGAAACGGGGUUCCUAUGUUUGUUUCAAAGAACAUGGCUAGCAAAGGAAUCCAUGCAUGAGUUUAUCGUUUGGUGGAAGGAGAAAGCUGGUUCUAGCGCUAUACCCAAGGAUAGAAGGAUCAGGGAAGUACAGUGGAGAAAGCCUGAUGAACAUUGGAUGAAGUUAAACAUUGAUGGUUACUCUAUAGGGAAUCCAGGGAAUUCAAGUGCAGUAGGGAUCCUACGAAACUACGAAGGAGAACCAAAAGGAAGCUUUGCUCAAUUCCUAGGGGUGUCUACAAAUUUUAUUGCUGAAAUUUUGACUUUCUUUCUUGGAGUUAAAAUGGCCAAGGAGAAAGGCAUUCAGAGGCUGUGGAUUGAGAGUGAUGCACAAGCGGUGGUUACAUCCAUAAGAAGCAGUAAAAUACUGUGGUUGUUCAAACAAUCAUGGCUGGAGGUUGCUGGAUACCUAAAGGAUAUAAGGUGGACAAUAACACAUAGUUACAAAGAAGCAAAUGCUGUUGCAGAUAUUCUAGUAAAAAGGAGAUGGCCUAUCAAGCCCGGUGAAGUAGCUCUGUACGAGAUCGCCUUCAAGUAUGGCUUCAGAUUUCCUAAUGGGUCGGGCCGCGAGCGUGAAUCUCUUCUCUCAGCUUUGGUAUUUGAAGAGGCUCGGUUGAAGGUCGAGCUCGCAGAGGAGAGGAAGAAGAAGGCGGCCAAGAAGGCCAAGGCAAAGGCUACCUCCAAGGCCAGAAAGGGCAAGGCGUUGGCCGUGCCAAGCCCUAUGGACACCAUAGUCGACCUUGAAGCUGAGAAGAAUAAGGGCGAUCUGAGCCCAUCGAAGAAGGAGCUGAAGAGGAAAGAAAAGGAAGAUUUGAGCCCACCGAAGAAAGACAAACGCCCCAAGCUGUCCUUCAACGUUAAGGGCACCAAUCCCCCGGGGGUGUCCUCGGGUUCGGGCAUGGCCGGCUUGGUCCUGGGGAGGGCCUCCUCUAGCAACCUUCUGAUCCGACCUGUGUGGCAUCUCUUUCAGGGAGACUUAGCUCUGACCUCGUCCGCUCAUGCUCGGGAGUGGCUUGAUGCCGGCUAUCUUCCCAUCGACAAGGCUAUGCUUUCGGACCUGAGCGACACCGAGAUCUUUUCCAUGCUAUUUCAAGACAUGGCUAUGGGUUUCUCUAAGGCUGUUGAGGCUGCUCUUUGGCUCGAGUCGGUGGUCUAG